Molecule: messenger RNA, 564 nt
Organism: Meloidogyne enterolobii
Lineage: Eukaryota; Metazoa; Nematoda; Chromadorea; Rhabditida; Meloidogynidae
Source: the annotation of a GenBank genome assembly
AUGCUAAGACAAUCUGAAUUGGUAAAAGAAGAAUUUUUAAAAGCUAAGAAGUUGAUUGGAGAAGAGUAUCUUUUGGGGUAUUUUGAAAAAUUGAAAGAGGUGGAGAAGGAAGAAGAACAAUAUGUGAGGAAGGAGGAAUCUCCAAUGCCAUUGAGAAUGACAGAAUCUUCAAUUAUCCAUUCAAAGUCAAAGCAAUCUUUUAGUGAAGAUUUACCAGACUCACAUGAAUCUUUUGCAUCAUCGACAAGUGAAGCAGAAUCGGAAACUUCAGGAUCUGCAAUACAUUCGCACACAAACUCAUUUAGUUCUUCGACAAGUGGAAGUUAUAAAAGGUCCCCCGUCUCUAAUGUCGUCAAACAUUCAGCUUCUCUGCCAGAAAUAAACAGAAUGCCAAAGCCUGUUGGAGGGAUAAAGAAAUCAGUUUCCACACCCAACUUUUUGAUAAAUUCGACUUCGUUUGCAGCACAAUCUAGUGUUUCUAAUCCUAAAAAGAAGUCGAAGAGUAGUUCCAUAAAAUUAAGACAGCAGGAGAUUGAAGAAAAGCAAAAGAUUGGUAAAAUUUAA